AUGGGCCUGUUGGGAGCCCCCAGCCCUGGACGUGACAUCACGAACCACCCAAAGCCUCAAGACCCUACGAACCUCAGGAGGCCCCCACACCCUCCACACACCACCCGCCCAGGCCUAGCCCGUGUCAACUCCCCAGCAAGACCCCCAACGCCCCCUGCCCGUCUAACGCCACCAGUCGGGGGCCCCGACCCCCGCACCACUGGGGAGUCCCGGCCCUGCGCUUCUCUGCUGGCAGACCCCCACAGCUUCCCGUACCCCCAGUCCCUCCGCCCCCGCCCGGCCGAGCUCCCUCGGCACCCGACCCCCGCGCGCCCCCGGUCCGCCUCCCUCGCCCCGCCCAUCGCCCGUGGCCCCUGCCGCGCCGGCCCGGCUCGGCCAAGGCCUCGACAGCGCCCCAGUCCGGCGCGACCCCGCCGGCACCCCUGGACACGUGCCUCCAGCUCCGGGACCCCCUCCUGGGGUCCUGCGCCCCCCUCCCCGCCCCCAGCCGCCGCCGCCGCGCCUCGGGAACUAGGCUCGGGCCCUGGCCCCGCCCCCCAGCAUGCCCAUUGGCAGCAGCAGCCGUGA
Messenger RNA from Loxodonta africana (African savanna elephant), 567 nucleotides. RefSeq names its product basic proline-rich protein-like. The transcript is spliced from 3 exons. The record is from RefSeq and is a predicted model, not a curated record. The coding region runs from base 1 to 567 and encodes 188 amino acids. NCBI's taxonomy places the organism in Eukaryota, Metazoa, Chordata, Mammalia, Proboscidea, Elephantidae.